This is a messenger RNA of Trichoderma asperellum CBS 433.97, 2040 nucleotides long. The record is from RefSeq and is a predicted model, not a curated record. NCBI's taxonomy places the organism in Eukaryota, Fungi, Ascomycota, Sordariomycetes, Hypocreales, Hypocreaceae.
AUGCCGAUCGAAAGUGAUCCCUCCGCCGAGGCACCAAAUACAAUUCAUCCCCAGCAAUUGUAUGACACUGGCCGGCCCGGCAACACUAACAUCGCCCGGUCUCAUUCCCAACAACCAUUGAGCUUUCCCGGAUCGUCAUCAUUUGAUAUCAACCCUGGUGGAUAUCAGCAGCAUCACCAGCCAUUUGAUUAUACGGCAUCACAAGACAGCAACCAUCUCGUCCAACAAUUCCAAGGGACGAGCCUUCCGUAUCCGGAGUAUAUCAACAACCUCAACAACAUCAUGGGGGGAGGACAAUAUAACCCGCGUGACUCUCGUCAAACGGGUAUAGAUGAAGAUUAUGAUAAUGUGCCCAGAGCUAGCCCUCCAGCCUUCACUGGAUACGGAGAUAUGCUAAGUGGAGCUAUUCAAGUGCAGAAUUGGCUGCCGCCGGCGAUGUAUCACAAUGACGAACCUCAACAUGGGCGUGCUGAACCUGAUCACGAUCAUAAUACAUCAGAUGAUUUGGAAGAGCUUGAUAAUACGGAUAUCGACUUGAACGCCAAUAUCAGUUCGCCGGAAGCAAACGUGGAACCAGUACCCUCUUUUCAAUUGGAAAGAUCAAGGCUCGCUUCAGGUCCGCCAUCAAGGCGAACUCUUCCUAGCCCUUCCAACCCAGAUCAGGCUGCAGAGAUCAAGAAAGUCAAGGUGUGUAUUCGAUGCCGGAUGCAAAAAAUGAAGUGUGAACCUGACUCAACGGACCUUUCGGGAGAUUGCAUGGGGUGCAAAAACUACUCAAAGACAUCGAAAAAGACGAUCCACCGAAUGCCAUGUUAUCGCGGCAAGAUCACAGACGCCGUCUUGUUUCGCAGCGGCGGGCUUCAGCUUACUACCCGCUGGAGAGGGACGGAGAUGAAGGAUGUAGGCGAUCGGGUUCAUCCCAGGAAAAUUCGCACCAUCUCUUUCACAUUAGGCAUAUCCAAACACCCUAUCAUUGUGAAUGUAACCGAAUUCCGUCCCCGUGAUGGUGACGUCCUUGCGCGAUUCUGGACGGUCCCUGGCGGCGAACAUGGAGUGCGAAAGAGGAAGGAUUUGACGCCCUUUUGUUUGGCCGAUAUUCAUAAAACCUUUGCGUACUACAAAGACUAUAUCGAGAAGCACGCAGUCGAAGUUUUGAAAAGGGAGAGAGCUGGUGGAGAGAUGGCUCCUCGAACCAUCCUCGAGACGACAUACAAAGCAGCCAUAGACUACUAUGAAGACCUGGUGCAUAAACCAUUCCUCACAUGGACAGAAGAGAAGGAAAGGGAUUUCCUAAAGGUUUUAUUUUAUUUCUGGUUCGCCCUGCGCCACUCAACUGGGUCUUCGUGGAUCUGUGGCGAUGAUUUAUUGGAGAUGAAGCCUGAGACGAGAGAUGAAUCCUACCCAUUGUUUGGGAAAGUUUCGGUGCCACGCAUGAUCCUUGCUCAGUUUGACAGCAUCAACACCCAUCUUCUCCACAAGUAUGGAAAAAAAGUUCUCAGCGAACUUGAAGGUUUUAUGUCACGGGGCUCGACGUCAAUGUGGUAUACGGUUUACCUUUGCUUGUUUAUCCUUUUGCGUGAAGCAAGCUGGUUGAGUGAAGAUCGCUAUCGCCACGCGCGAAACAAUUAUGGCUCUAGUAUUCGUUAUUCGGUCCCCGAGUUUGUAGAGCAGCUGCAAGAUGGCUGCAACAAUCUCCUUCAUCAUUGGCAUUACUACAACCCCGACGGGUGGCCGGGCGUCAUAUCCAACCCCGACAGGCAUAGAACUAGUCUGGCCCACUUGCCUUCAUCCCAACAUGCACUUGUCUUGGAUACGUACGAAGAUCCUAUGGUUCAGAGACAAUUGGGCGUAUGGAAAAUGUACAGGGAGAAUAAUGGACGGGUGGAUAAUCCCACUCCAAAAGAAAUCGAGGGUAGAUCAUAUCAGGGGCGCCAGAGCCGUUACGAUUGGGACCAUCCUUAUUACUGGAUUUCGCAAAUGUUUGAAGACCAUUGGGAGGCUCAUCCAACAUAUCAGCAAGAGCCGGUGUCCCCAUAUUAG